AUGGCGGCCGGGUGGGGGCUAUACCAAGCGGCGGCUGCUCUGAGAGCCGUCACUCCCCGGCCGAGGGGCAGGCUCCCCGCCGCCUGCCUCAGGCCUCUGGUGUGUCGGAAGGCGUCGUCCUCCAGCCCCCAGGCCGACGAGCGGCAGAUCCACCUCACUGACAGCUGCGUGCAGAGGCUUUUGGAAAUCACCGAAGGGUCAGAAUUCCUCAGAUUGCAAGUGGAAGGCGGUGGAUGCUCUGGAUUUCAAUAUAAAUUUUCGCUGGAUACCGUUAUCAACCCCGAUGACAGGGUAUUUGAACAGGGUGGGGCAAGAGUGGUGGUUGACUCUGAUAGUUUGGCCUUCGUCAAUGGGGCCCAGGUGGACUUCAGCCAAGAACUUAUCCGGAGCUCAUUUCAAGUGUUGAACAAUCCCCAAGCGCAGCAAGGCUGUUCCUGUGGGUCAUCCUUCUCUGUCAAACUUUGA
Messenger RNA from Elephantulus edwardii (Cape elephant shrew), 465 nucleotides. RefSeq names its product iron-sulfur cluster assembly 2 (gene ISCA2). Gene Ontology annotation, biological process: iron-sulfur cluster assembly. Gene Ontology annotation, molecular function: 2 iron, 2 sulfur cluster binding; iron ion binding; 4 iron, 4 sulfur cluster binding. The record is from RefSeq and is a predicted model, not a curated record. NCBI's taxonomy places the organism in Eukaryota, Metazoa, Chordata, Mammalia, Macroscelidea, Macroscelididae. The transcript is spliced from 4 exons. Gene Ontology annotation, cellular component: mitochondrion. Bases 1 to 465 code for a protein of 154 amino acids.